AUGGUGAAGUGCAUGCGGCAGAAACCCGCAGAGGAGCUGCUGUCCGAGUCGGAGGAUUUCGGGGAGAUGAUGUCGGACUGUUCCCUGAGCGACGUCCUCUACUCCAAGUGUUCCGCAAUGGACCAGAUCGGCUCCUUCAUGAGGAACGUGCAGGUGCUGCUGGAUGCGGCGGAUUACAUAGAAAGCGUGGAGAAGACCAGCGGAAAGUGUGAGCACGGCUACGCCUCCAUAUACCCUGCAACCCAGAGCGAGCAUCAGCAGAAACAACGCAAAUUCAAAAACAGGAAAUUGGACAAUAUUCUCAAUAGGUCAGCGCACAACGAACUGGAAAAAAAUAGACGAGCACAUCUCCGCCUGUGUUUGGAGAGGUUGAAGUCCCUCAUCCCUCUGGGACCAGACUGCAGUCGGCACACCACGCUGGGACUGCUCAACAAGGCCAAAUCACAUAUCAAGAAACUUGAAGAGCUGGACCGGAGGAGUCAGCACCAGCUGGACAACUUAGAGCGAGAGCAGAGGCACCUGCAGAGGCAGCUCUCCCAGCUGCAGCCCCAUGGAGAGAGGGAGAGGGUCCGCACAGACAGCCUGGGCUCGAGGAUGGACUCAGACCGCUACGAGUCGGACAGAGAGGAAAUUGAAGUGGAUGUGGAAAGCACUGAGUUCUCCCAUGGAGAAAUGGACAGUGUCAGCACCAGUGGUACCAGUGACCUGGAGGACCACAGCAGCCGACUGAGCUCGGCCAGUGACGAGGGCUACUCCACGUGCAGUUUAAAACUGGCCUUCUCUGCCUGA
Molecule: messenger RNA, 789 nt
Organism: Limanda limanda (common dab)
Lineage: Eukaryota; Metazoa; Chordata; Actinopteri; Pleuronectiformes; Pleuronectidae
Product: max-interacting protein 1-like
Exons: 6
Coding region: 1-789 (262 amino acids)
Biological process (GO): regulation of transcription by RNA polymerase II
Molecular function (GO): RNA polymerase II cis-regulatory region sequence-specific DNA binding; DNA-binding transcription factor activity, RNA polymerase II-specific; protein dimerization activity
Source: RefSeq, a predicted model, not a curated record